CCGCCGAAUCGGACGGACGGACGGAUCAUGUCGCGGUCGCCGCGUCGCGAGCCAGUCGUGCAGCGAGCCUGAGCCACCACCAGCCAGCAGCCUGGAAGCGGGAACACACCACACACGCAAGAAGCGCACCGGCGCGCGCGGGCCGAACGGAAAACCACCCAAGCACGCGGGAAAAACUCGUACUAAACCACACACCAACUACCACCCCCUACGAUUCAGAAACAAAGAACAGUUCGUACACUUCUUUGCACCGACUUGCAUCAUUUCGGAGUGAAACUAUUUCAAAAGUGUUUGGCGUGAAGUUGUGCGGUUGCAACUAAAUGGAGUUGCGUGUGCCGAGUGCGGACGAGUCCUCGCGCAGUGCGUUGAGGCAGGACAGUGUACGGUGUGUGAGUGUGUAAGGCAGUGCCAUGUGGUGCGUGAAGUGACGCCGCCGCGCGUACGCACCGACGCACCCGCACGCAACAGGAGCGCGUGGGCCACGCGGUCGUCGCCGCCGUCGCCGCCGCCGCCACCCCCGCUGCUUCAUUCACGCGCGCCCUACCAGUCAUGGCGAUCAACUUUUCGGCGUCGUUCGCCGCAUGUCUGGCCGCCGGCCUCAAGGUGCCCAGACAGAUCAUGUACUGCAUUUCCCAAGAUUCGAGCGCACCGUACGUUCUCUACAAAGACGGCAUUGAUCGCACGCAGAUGCAGUGGGGCUCGCAGGAGAGCUACGCCACCAAUCUUGCCGCCCACCAACAGCAGCAACAGCAACAAGCCGCCGCACAACAGCAACAGCAGCAACAACAACAGCAACAAGCGCAGCAAGCACCUCCGCAACAGCAGACAGCUUCCGGCGCGGCCAGUCCACAACAAUCCCUGAAUCCCGCCAAUGUUCCCCUGGGUGUUGAAGCCGAUACAGUUGCACCACGUGACCAAAGCUUACCCUCACCGGCGCCAUCUCCUUAUCCCGCUACACAAGCAGAGAGCCGAGAUGAUGAUCUCCCCAAUGAUCAACCGUCAAUGGAUAUGGACACCCGGCCGGCGUCCCAAUGUUUCCCACCUUCCGAUAUUAACCAACAGAGUUAUCAACAGUAUGCUCGUGCACCUCCACCGCCAAGCGCACCGCCUCCCAUGCCGCCACACAUGCUCGGCGCCGGUAGCUUCUCAGCGUUACACUAUCUUAAACAACCCGGAGUUAUGGCACUCACGUCCCUCGGUUCCGACGGGCCGCAGUUGGAUCAGUACAAUAACAUGCAAGACAUCCGGUCCGCUGCGGCCGCUGCUGCGGCAGCAGCAUCCCUUCCGGACGUUAUACAACAGCAGCAACAACAACAGCAAAACGGCAUGAAGAACUCUUCUAAAGGAUUGGGCAAUGAGCUGAGGCUGUUUAAAUGUCUCACCUGCGGGAAAGACUUCAAGCAGAAGAGUACUCUGCUGCAGCAUGAGCGUAUUCAUACCGACAGCCGUCCCUACGGCUGUCCCGAGUGCGGUAAACGCUUCCGUCAGCAAUCACAUCUCACGCAGCAUCUGAGAAUUCACGCCAACGAGAAGCCCUAUGCGUGCGUCUACUGCGAGCGGACCUUUCGCCAGCGCGCCAUUCUCAACCAACACUUGCGCAUUCACUCCGGUGAGAAGCCGUACGAGUGUCCGGAGUGCGGGAAGCACUUCCGACAGAAGGCCAUCCUCAACCAGCACGUCCGCACACACCAAGAUGUAAGCCCUCACCUGGUGUUUAAAAAUGGUAUUCACCCAACGCUGUGGCCGCAGGAUGUUCCCUUCCCGCCUGAUGAAGGUAAGGAAGAAGUGGCGUCGACGUACGGAGACGGCGACUCGCAAACGGACCGCGGCUGCUUUUCACCGAACAGCGUCACCGGCAACCUUCAGUACCCGUCGUACUUCAAAGACCAGAAAGGCAUGAGCCAUUCCGUCUUCGGCACAUCGCCCAAUUUCGGCGCCCUUCACUAUCUGAAGCAACAACAGGGCAAUGGCAAAGGACUUCCGGACGUGAUACAACACGGCCGCUCCGCCGGCAUGCCGCUGUACGUGCGUUGUCCCAUCUGUCAAAAGGAGUUCAAACAAAAGUCGACGCUCCUACAGCAUGGCUGCAUACAUAUCGAGUCGCGUCCGUACCCUUGCCCUGAGUGCGGCAAGCGUUUCCGACAGCAGUCGCACCUCACGCAGCAUCUGCGUAUCCACACGAAUGAGAAACCCUAUGGUUGUGUGUACUGUGGUAGGAAUUUCAGGCAGAGGACGAUCCUCAACCAACAUCUGCGCAUCCACACAGGCGAGAAACCGUAUAAAUGCCAGCAGUGCGGUAAGGACUUCAGACAGAAAGCUAUUCUAGACCAGCAUACCAGGACGCAUCAGGGGGAUCGACCGUUUUGUUGUCCGAUGCCCAAUUGCCGCAGGAGGUUCGCCACCGAACCGGAGGUGAAGAAACACAUCGAUAAUCACAUGAACCCGCACACGUCCAAGUCGAGACGCGAGUCCGCCGAGUCCAAACUGAACGUGAAUAACAACAGUUCGACGCCCGGUGGUGGCAAUGGUGGUGGUAACAAUAACGUCCCUACAGGCAAUGGCGCGAGCGUUGGCGGUACUUUAGGUGGUGCAUUGAAUAUCGGACGUGGGGCACUCACACCAAGCGCCGUCAUCAAACCAGAAUUGUACUUCCCGCAGUGCUACGCACCUGGUUUCAAUCCUCCGACGAGUCUGGCGCAGUUCCCUUCCGGUACGCCAGAGUUCAAGCCACCGAAUGGGGCUCUGCCUGCGCAGUGACCGACUGCCGGUGGUGGUUGACGACAACACAUCGAUUAGACGAAGCAACACAACAUAACGAAAGAUUCGAAACAAAAGAAACGAGGGGAAACAAAAGAAACGCAAACAAAACACAUAAAAAUGAAAGGUAAAUAAUAACGAACAAACAAAAAACACUAUCGUCGACAAAGGGGAUGAAAGAAUGAUAAAAACAGUCACAAAUCAAGAAAAGCUCGCUAGCAUAGAAAACAAUGGCGAAUCUUUAUUCUGUGUUAUCUUUUAUUUACUUGACGGCCGAUAUUUGUUUGUUUUUUUUUGAUUAAUUAGCCCCCGGAAAGCAACGCAAUACUAUUUUUACACAUUAUCGAACGCGAGCAAAGAGUUUGCAAAACUUUGAUUUGCGCACACGUUCUAGAUUAGUGGAUUUUUAAACGUUUUUUAACGAAUACGAUUUUAUUGUUUUUAGUUUUUAACGCGGUUGUACGAGAUGAAUACAUGAUGAAUAAUAUGCCCAAAAUGUGAUCUCUUAAAUGUAAUAUUUGUAAUAAUCGAGUAAGUUUUAAUACGGGAUGCAGGCCCCCCGGGUGUGGAAUUCACCUUAAAACAAAUGGAAAUUUUAAAUUAAAUUUAACCCCCAAAAAGUAAUCUCUCAUAACCUCACUAAAUUCGACGCGCGAAAAUGAUCUCAUGAUAUGCAGCUCAAAUGUUUUUCAAUUGAACUUGGGGAGAGGUACAAGACGGUACUUAAAUUUUUGUUUUGAACAAACGAUACGAUUUUACAAAGUACAUAUAUUACUACUUAUUGUGCAAUUAAAUACGAUGAUACGUUACACAAUCAAAACAACAAAAACAAACUUAUGAAAUAAGUCUAAAAAUUGCGCGCGGCCCCUCGUUGAAUGUAUUUUACACGAACAGACAAGAUAUGAACACAUAAAUCGUAUACGAUUAAUUUUUAUAAAUGUAAAUGGAUAUUUAACGGUUGAUUAUUGCGUGUGUAGGCGGGGAUAAAGUGACACUUUUUCGGUUUUUCGACAGACGAGUGAAUUUCCAAAGCGUAUACAUAAACGAAAGACGAUUUAUAUAUAAAAAUUAUAUAUAAAUAUAUUUAAACACGUAAAUUACGAGAAUUAUGAAUGUAGUCCAAUACGACUGUAAGGCACAUAAGACACACACGUCUGAAUUAAUUUUUAUCUCAUAGUUUAUUUUUUAUUUUUUAAUGCAACUUAUUAAUUGUCUCGAUUUCUCUCUGUUUUUUUUACAUAGUACUUGUAAAUUUACCCUAUACAUAUUAUGCAUAUUGAUUUUUGAUUAUUAUUUGAUAACUUUUUUUGUAAAACCUAUAUUUAGCCGUUAAUUAAUGAUGGUGUGAAACGAUA
This is a messenger RNA of Dalotia coriaria, 4112 nucleotides long. Its product is annotated as zinc finger protein 502-like. Bases 550 to 2757 code for a protein of 735 amino acids. Gene Ontology annotation, biological process: regulation of DNA-templated transcription. The record is from RefSeq and is a predicted model, not a curated record. The transcript is spliced from 3 exons. Lineage: Eukaryota; Metazoa; Arthropoda; Insecta; Coleoptera; Staphylinidae. Gene Ontology annotation, molecular function: DNA-binding transcription factor activity, RNA polymerase II-specific; RNA polymerase II cis-regulatory region sequence-specific DNA binding.